Molecule: messenger RNA, 1375 nt
Organism: Loa loa (African eye worm)
Lineage: Eukaryota; Metazoa; Nematoda; Chromadorea; Rhabditida; Onchocercidae
Exons: 10
Coding region: 56-1252 (398 amino acids)
Biological process (GO): proteasome-mediated ubiquitin-dependent protein catabolic process
Cellular component (GO): proteasome regulatory particle, base subcomplex; nucleus; cytosol
Molecular function (GO): polyubiquitin modification-dependent protein binding
Source: RefSeq, a predicted model, not a curated record
UUUCAGUUGAUAGAUUGGCAUUAGUUGUCAAGACAUAUCAUAGUGGUGUGACAUAAUGGUUCAGGAAAGUACGAUGAUUUGUGUUGAUAAUUCGGAGUGGAUGCGAAACGGUGAUUUUGCACCAACCCGUUUGCAGUGUCAACAAGAUGCUGUAAAUUUAGUGUUGCAAUGUAAGCUUCGUGCAAAUCCAGAAAACGCUGUUGGAUUGAUUGCUAUGGCUGAUACCGUGGAAGUGCUGACAACAUUGACGCAAGAAAACGGAAAACUGUUUAUGAAACUUCAUCAAGUGGAACCAAAAGGUGCUUCAAAUUUUAUCAAUGCAAUUAAAGUGGCACACUUGGCGUUAAAGCAUCGUCAAAAUAGAAACCACAAAAUGCGAAUUGUCGUCUUUAUUGGUAGCCCAAUUGAUCAUUUGAAUUCUGCUGAGCUUACAAAGCUUGCGAAAAAGUUGAAGAAAGAGAAAGUCCAAGUAGAUGUUAUAUGCUUUGGUGAAGCAGAUUCAACUGAUAGUGAAAUUAUGGGGCAGUUUAUCGAAACGCUGAAUGGAAAAGAAGGAAGUGGUUCGAAUUUGGUAGUUGUGCCGGCAAGUUCAUCACUUGCGGAAGCACUGGUAUCUUCACCAAUAUGCCGUGGUGAAGAUGGUACUGCUGCGCCAGUAGUAGCUGCAGGCGGAGGCGGAUUCGAAUUUGGAAUUGAUCCUGAAGAUGAUCCGGAUUUAGCACUGGCACUUCGCGUUUCAUUGGAAGAACAACGUCAACGACAAAGAGGUGGUGGGACAGAUGAUACUGAAUCGCAGCCAGCAAAUACUACUGGAAAUGAUAUUAUGACGAUGGAUCCUGGAGCAAUGACAGAAGAACAGCAAUUGGAAUGGGCGUUACGUAUGUCGAUGCAGGAAGGUACGGGUAUUGCUAGUUCCGCUACAUUACAAACGCCUUCGCCAAAUGCGGCCACAUCUGGUCAGUUAGCAACAACUGAAAUGUCUGCCAUGGAAACUGCUACUACUCCGAAAGUCGACCAGAGCGGUACUACUGAAGAGAUGGAGGUUGACGAUUCAGCUACUACACGGGACGCUACGAUGACCGAGGAUGAUCAACUUGGUCAACUGAUGAGUGAUCCUGAAUUACUUCGUCAACUUCUGGCGGACCUACCUGGCGUAGACCCAAAUUCGCAGGAAGUUCGUGAUGCGGUCAAUAGUGCUGCUGCGGCCAGAGAAAAGAAAGAAGAUAAAAAUGAUGAUAAGACGACAAAAUAAACGAAUGGUGUGUUAGGAAGUGAAAACAACUGAAUUGUAGUAUCACCAUGCAUUGGGAAUGAAUUUUUUAAAAUUUUCUAUGUUUUGUAAUGAUUUUUACGUCCGCAUAUUUAAAGUAACUGG